Molecule: messenger RNA, 1275 nt
Organism: Caenorhabditis remanei
Lineage: Eukaryota; Metazoa; Nematoda; Chromadorea; Rhabditida; Rhabditidae
Exons: 6
Coding region: 1-1275 (424 amino acids)
Molecular function (GO): heme binding; monooxygenase activity; oxidoreductase activity, acting on paired donors, with incorporation or reduction of molecular oxygen
Source: RefSeq, a predicted model, not a curated record
AUGUCUGUCUUCAUCAUUACAUUCGUUGUUUUCAUUUUAUUGUAUAUAACACAUUUCUAUUGGAAGGUAAGUAAAUAUCCAAAGGGACCAUUUCCAUUACCAUUCAUCGGAAAUAUUCAUCAGUUCCCUCCUGAUCAUGUUCAACUAUGGUUUGACGAGAUGGCAAAAGUCUAUGGGCCAUGUUUUACUGUAUGGAUUCCAUUCCCCGCAAUAGUAUUAGUAGAUUAUGAGCAUGUCAAAGAAGCGUUUGUCACCUUAGGUGACACUUUCACAUAUCGGGCUCAUCGCUCCCCGGAGACACUUCUUCCCGUUCAUGACCAUACUGGGAUACUGGCGUCUGAUGGUGACCAUUGGAGACUUCAAAGAAGGACAUCGCUCAAAAUUCUCCGUGAUUUCGGGUUGGGAAGAAAUCUGAUGGAAGAACAAGUAAUCCGAUCGGUACAAGAGAUGCUAAUUCAAGUGGAAAAUAUCACUGAUAAGAAAAAUGUUGAUAUGUUCUGGCCAAUUCAACUUUGCGUAGGAAAUGUGAUCAAUGAAACACUAUUCGGCUUUCAUUAUAAGUAUGAAGACUCGGAAAAGUUUAAGACUUUUGUGAGGGUUGUGGAUAAGCAUUUGAGACAUCUUCAAGGGAAAAUGCCUCUGUUGGUUUCGGCGUUCCCAUGGAUGCGUCAUUUGCCAAUUAUAGGAGAUUAUGGGUAUCACAACAUCAAGAAUAAUAUAUCGUCGUACCAAACAUUCAUUGAAGAGGAAGUUGCGAACCAGUUGAACAAAUAUGACGGAGUGAGUGAACCUGAGAACUUCGUCCACGCUUACAUGCAGCAAAUGAGCCAAACUGGUAAUCCCGGUCUUGAUGUUACAAACCUCUGUGCAUCAGUUCUUGACUUUUGGCUAGCUGGUAUGGAAACCACCUCCAAUUCCCUUCGUUGGCAUUUAGCGUAUAUGAUGAAAUAUCCGGAAAUCCAAGACAAAGUUCGUAAAGAAAUACUGGAAAAUGUAGGAACAUCUCGGUUACCUACAAUGGCAGAUAAACCAAACCUUCCAUACACCCAAGCAGUCAUCCAUGAAGUUCAAAGAUGUUCCAAUAUGCUACCCUUUCUAGGAUCCCAUCAAUGCGUCGAGGACACAUUAAUCAGAGGCAAACAUGUGCCAGCUGGAACAUUAGUCUUCGCCCAAAUCUGGUCGGUGAUGAAAAAUGACCCGGUUUUCAAAGACGCCAACAGUUUCAACCCCGACAGAUACCUUCAGUCGGACGGAAAAACGUUUGAUAAGGUUUGA